Molecule: messenger RNA, 4734 nt
Organism: Schistocerca cancellata (South American locust)
Lineage: Eukaryota; Metazoa; Arthropoda; Insecta; Orthoptera; Acrididae
Product: anoctamin-4-like
Exons: 20
Coding region: 379-3537 (1052 amino acids)
Biological process (GO): chloride transmembrane transport
Cellular component (GO): plasma membrane
Molecular function (GO): chloride channel activity; protein dimerization activity
Source: RefSeq, a predicted model, not a curated record
ACUUUAGAAACUGGUAAAAUGGUUAUUUUAAUGAAGACACCAGUAAUACAAAACCAAUGCAGAGCAGCUAUACAAUGCUGCUAUAAGUUGACAGAAAAACCUUUGAUUAGAAUGCAGUUAGCAGGUAAAUCAAUAUGAAACAUGUGGAAUGUAUGUGUCUGGAAAGAGAAUUGACCCUCUUUUCUAUAAGAUGCGCUAUUAAAGGAAUGUGUAGCAUUCAGAGAAAUGUUAGCUGAUGUUCUGCAAAGACAUGGAUGAUGAAAACAAACUGUGUAUGGUUAACUUGUCACUGUUAACACUGUGUCUCAUGGUGUAAAAUGAAGAUGAUUUCUGCAAGAAUUUUAUUUAGUUUUACAUGUGUUACAAUAAAGUGAUAUAAUGGACAUGGAUACAGGUGACAGUGGGAAUGUACCCCUGCAGUCAAGGCCAGAAACAGCAGAGGAAGAGAUAGAGCAAGAUGAAUGUUCAAAAAGUAUUGCUAGCAUAGCGACAGUGGAAGCUGGUAGUAACACUGCUAGCAGAUCGAACAGUGCAACUGUGAGCUAUGACCAUAAUAGUGAGAGAAACAGCAGAGAAACUGGUGAUGGUUCACGGGAUAUUUCAACACCUUCUACAAGACAACAGACUCAGCAACAACGGAGAUCAUCAAGAUGUGGUGCUGCAGCUGUGCAUCCAACACCUAUCGGUCUUGCAGUCCGGGAAGCUUUUGUAUUUCGGACAACACCAGAUGUACCAGAUGGCUCUGAGGGUCAGCCUGCUGGGACACACACAAUUGAUGAAAAUCCAUCCUAUCUGGAAGACUCAACAGCAGGACUUCCUGGUGGUCUUCACAAAGCACAAGAUGCAACAUCGCUUCCUGACACAGAAACACUAAUGUUUCGAGAUGGACGUCGCCGUAUUGACAUGGUUCUUGUAUAUGAGGAAGAAGAGCUAGGUGUCAUGACAGAAGCAGAGAUGUUACGAAGGGAGAGAAGACGUGUCUUCCAGGAGAACCUCCUUGCUGCUGGGUUGGAGCUAGAGCUGGAGGGGAAAGAGAUGGCUUUUGACCAGAAAACAUUCUUUCUCAAAAUCCACAUUCCAUGGAAAGCCUUGACAAGAUAUGCAGAAGUAAUGAAUUUGAAAAUGCCUACUAAGAGAUUCAUAGCACUUUCCAGCAAUGCUUGGGUAAGUGACCGUAGAGAAAAGGAGGAAGAAUCAGAAACACCAGGAUUCCCCUUUAAGUUCAAGAAAAUGUUUGAAUACAACCAUAACCGUAUUGCAAAGGAACCUUCUUUUUAUGAAGCAUCGUACAGCAAGGACCAGGAAGAACAGUUUGUAGUGAAGGAAAGAGAACUCUUCUACACUUCAGCUCAGAGAAGCCUUGUUGUGUGGCAAGUAAUGAUGAGAACAAAGUAUGAUGAAAGUGAGAAGUGCGGCAUCCGCAGACUCCUCAACAAUAAAACAUAUUUGGCAGCAUUUCCUUUACAUGAAGGGAAAUACGCUCAUGAUGCAUCCAGUGGAUAUAUUUUUGAUAGGAGGUUGCUGUAUCUUGAGUGGGCAUCUCUGUCAUGUUGGUAUAAGAAGCAACCCUUUUGGCUCAUCAAGAAAUAUUUUGGUGACAAAAUAGGCCUGUACUUUGCUUGGUUGGAUUUCUACACCAAGAUGCUUAUUCCUGCUGCUAUAGUAGGUCUGCUUUGUUUUCUUUAUGGUGCAGCAACACUAUACUCUAAUGAUAAUGUACCAAGCCUGGAGAUCUGUAAUAUUACUGGACCUGGCAAUAUCACACUCUGUCCACAUUGUGACAAAGCAUGUCCUUUUACCAGACUGUAUCAGUCAUGUACAUUUGCAAAACUCACAUAUCUGUUUGACAAUCCAGCUACUGUCUUCUUUGCUAUUUUUAUGUCUUUCUGGGCUACCACCUUUCUUGAACUCUGGAAACGACGACAAGCAGUAAUUGUGUGGGAAUGGGACUUGCAAAAUGCUGAAGAAGAUGAAGAACCAAGACCAGAAUUUGAGACAUCAGUUAAAACAUUCCGCAUCAAUCCAGUCACACAUGAAAAAGAGCCAUAUCUUCCCACAUGGAGCAAAGCUUGGAGGCUUCUGGCAACUACUUCAGUCGUGUUUCUCAUGGUUGUUGUUGUGAUGGGGACAGUUCUAGGAACAAUAAUCUACAGAAUUGCACUAAUAACAGUGUUUCAUAGCAGUGGAGGUUUCUUCAGUACACAUGCCAAGAUUUUCACAUCGGUCACAGCUGCUGUUAUCAACUUAACGAUCAUCAUGAUUCUGACAAGGCUAUAUCAGAGAAUUGCAACACUUUUGACAAACCUAGAGAAUCCAAGGACUCAAACAGAAUAUGAAGACAGCUACACUUUCAAGAUAUUUGUCUUUCAGUUUGUGAAUUUCUACUCCUCAUUGAUCUACAUAGCUUUUUUCAAGGGGCGCUUUUAUAAAUACCCAGGUGACAAAGAAGCACGCCGUGAUGCAUUUCAAAGACUUACACUGGAUGUUUGUGACCCAGCAGGCUGCCUAUCUGAGCUCUGCAUCCAGCUGGCCAUCAUCAUGAUUGGCAAGCAGUGUUUCAACAACUUCCUUGAGAUCUUCUUACCGAAACUACGCAACUGGUGGCGUAAGAGGUAUCACAUAUCAAAUACAAAGGAUUUAGAGCGCAGUUACACCCGCUGGGAAGAAGAUUAUCACCUUGAGGAUUCGGGACGACUUGCUCUUUUUGAAGAAUACCUUGAAAUGGUAAUUCAGUAUGGUUUUGUAACUCUUUUUGUGGCUGCAUUUCCUUUGGCUCCUCUGUUUGCAUUGCUAAACAACAUUGGUGAGAUUCGAUUGGAUGCAUAUAAGAUGUUGACCCAAGCUCGACGUCCACUGGCAGAACGCGUAGAGGACAUUGGAGCUUGGUAUGGGAUUCUUCAGGGGCUCACCUACACUGCUGUUGUUUCAAAUGCAUUUGUCAUUGCAUAUACAAGUGACUUCAUCCCACGUAUGGUAUACAAAUUUGUCUAUUCACCAGACAACACAUUAACUGGUUACAUUGACUUCUCACUUUCUGAAUUCAAUACAUCUGACUUCCAGAAAGAUAUGAUACCUGAUGAUGAUGGAAAUCCCAAAACACCACCUCCACAGACUUGCCAAUAUAGAGGUUAUCGUAACAAUGCCACUUCUGAGGGUCCGUAUGGCCUUUCAGCUGUCUACUGGCAUGUGUUUGCAGCCAGACUUGCAUUUGUUGUUGUAUUUGAACAUAUUGUGUUUGCACUGACAGGAAUUAUGGCAUAUGCCAUACCAGAUAUUCCACAAGAGGUCCAAACUCAAGUGAAACGUGAGAAGCUUUUGGAAAAAGAAAGAAAGUAUGAAAUUGGCCUCAAAGCAGCAGGUUCUCCAAGUAAUUUUCGUGACAGAGAAGAUGGAAGUAAACUUCAAGGGAGAUUACAGCUGCCUCCACUUUUGCCUCCUGGGACAGCAAGAGAAUCAAACAACUGGUGGGCUCGGCGAGUGAGCAAAGUACGAGAUGUAUCAACAAGUCUUGCAGCUCUCAACAAAACAACCACUUAGCACCAAGAAAAUGAAUUGUACAAUACUUUCUCCUGAUGCUGCAAAGCUGAAAAUCAUUUUCUUGGCUAUCUGCUGUUCAGAACUUUUAUCUUGUACGUAUAUAUUUCAAAGAUAUUAACACAAAUGCAGAAGACCAGUACCUACUAAAGAAAAUUGUAUGUGACUUGGUCUGAUUCAGAAAGCAUUGCUCAAAUAAAAGAGAGAGUUGUAUGGAAUUGUUGGCUAGGAGGCCCUGAGGAGUAAAUCCACCCUCCUAAUCAGAAAGGGUUUUAUGCCUCCAUGCAUAAUGGCCCUUUUCUUUGCAGUGUGUAAGAGUUGUGUCUUAAGUGUCUCUGUAAUGAAUGUUUGUAUAAUAUGGUGCCAUACUUGUGUCUCAUGAUGAUGAGAGAAGGUAGGGGGUGAAAACUGCUGUCAGCAAUAGCCUACUCUUCUCAUGUAGCACAAAGGGGUCCACUGAGCAUAAAGUCUCCAUCUGAUCAUGCUGUAGGACACUGUGGGGGGUUUGGAAUUUAAUCUAAGACAUUGAUGCCAAGUCUGGUGAUCAUUCCUCUUUCCCUUUGCUGACCACAUACAAGAGAUGAAAAUUUCUUCCGCCACCAUGUUUCAGACCAACUACCUCUGAACUGAGUGCCAUCGCACAGUCAUGCAUUAGCAACUUUUGCUAUGGAAAUUCCUAUAUUUCAGAUGAAAAACAUUUUUAACUGUUAGUCCUUCAGCUAGUGAUUACAGAAUAGGUGCCACUGAAUAUGACUGAUAGCAUAAAUAAAUUGUAUCCAAGUAAGACUCUGUGUUCUGAAUGGGUGCUGAAAUAUAGAUACUCAGCAUUUCGUAUGUGCAACUGUUUAUUGAUCUGUAGAUAUAUAUGUAUUGUUCUGUGCAUUUUGACAAUUUUGCCAUCUUUGUUUUAUUACUGUUUUGAGGUAUCCACACAAAAAAAAACGAAGAAGUUUGGAAAUAAUAAAACUUGCUUGUUGCAUCAGAUACAAAGAUUGUUAAAUUGAAAAUGUUUUAUUGUUGAAGAUGAUGGGACCAUUUAAUAGUCUUAGGAUUCUAUUAGCAAUGCAUCCAGUAUAUGUAACUUAUUUCUCUACCUUCAGAGUAGUAAUUAUUGCCAGUACCUUAUUAUAGGAAUGUUGUGACUGGUGUUGCAAAUUGAGUUAUAUACCAUCUACAAAGGCUGUGACAAGUACAAAAAUA